UCUCUCUGAUCUCGAUCUCAAUCUCUUGUGUUGGUCGACUUCAGUUUCUCAGAUUUCUUCUGUUCUCCGGUUUCUGGUAAGUUGGAUUGGAUUUUUAUUGAAAUUCUGGGUUGUUUUUGAUCAGAUUAAUUCUGUCUCGAUUGAGUGAUGGGGGUUUCGGUGGGAGAGUGGAUAUUCGGGGAUUUGAUUGGGAAGGGUGGGUUCGGCAGUGUGUAUAGGGGCUACCCGCUCAAGUAUGACAAUGGGUCUCCGCCUAUCAUGGCUGUUAAGGUUGCCGAGGCCUCGGAUCCUUCGAAGGUUGAUGCUUUGUUGGAUGAGGCCAAGCUCCUCUCUCUCUUCGAUGACUGCCCUUUUGUCAUCAAUUCUUAUGGCCAUGAGUGGACUUGCAAGCCUCCUCACAAUUCCAUCUCUUUGACUUUGCUGUUGGAGUUUGCCGCCGGUGGCACCAUUAGAGAUAGGAUCGAGUCCGGACGCCUGUCCGAUUCUGAGAUCAAGUUGUUCACCAAGUCCCUGCUUAGUGGUCUCCACUGCAUUCAUGACAAAGGUUUUGUGCAUUGCGAUAUCAAGCCCGACAACAUUCUUCUUGUCAUUGACGUGACUUCUCCUGUCAAUUUCGUGGCGAAAAUAGCAGACUUUGGAUUGACCAAGGGUGCACAGUACCUGCAUUCUUGCCAAGGGACCGCUAGGUAUUUGCCUCCUGAGACACUUCUUAGAAACAUUCAGGGGAAGCCGUCCGACAUUUGGGCUGUAGGGUGUGUGGUUCUUGAGAUGUUGACUGGAAACUUGUGGACUUGCAAGACAAGUGGGGACCUAGACACUUGGGCUUCCAAUCCGAUUAUUCCUUCCCACUUGUCCGACGAUGCCAAGGAUUUUUUGGCAAAGUGUCUGGAUAUAGAUGCCUCUAAGAGACCCACGGCCGAGGAACUCUUGACUCACCCAUUUCUUAAGACUAUGCCUAGUGUUGAACAAGUAGUCAGUGUGCCCACAUUGUCGCAGUCUCAGCAUUGUGAACAUAUGCUGCCUAGUUUUAUACCAUUAGGGGACUCUAGCUCCCAAGAGUCACAAAAGAGCAGAGAGGGUUCUGGUUUGCUCGGUGAUAGCAUUUUCCCUUUGGCACUCAUGUUAAGACCUGCACGACCUGUGGUCGCAGACACAUGGUGCAGAGAGCAAACAAAUUUUGCUGUGAUGGGCGCUGCGUAAUAUUAAAGAGUUUUUUGGGAAUUUGUGGGGUGAAAAGCGUAUCAGGGACUCCUAAUCAUCUUAUUGUCACAGUGUCAGGAUCUUUUGGCUCGACUCUUUUGGUCUGUAUUACAUAUCAGGCUGGGACUCUAAGUGACCUCAAUAAACUCCUGAAUAUUGAGUUUUUGGGAAUGCAGCUGCAUUAGACCAAUUUUUCAAGUCGAAACCACCUACUCCAUCUGACUAGGUUCUGUCCAUUGGGAAUUCACUUUCCUCAACUGGUUAUAUUGAAGAUUCUCUGUGUUAGCGUCUUAGGAUGAAAAAUAUUAUUAUUAUCUAAAAAAUCAAAAAGCAAAAAAAAAAAAAAAAAAUUCCC
Argentina anserina (silverweed cinquefoil) is the source of this 1555-nucleotide messenger RNA. RefSeq names its product mitogen-activated protein kinase kinase kinase 17-like. The record is from RefSeq and is a predicted model, not a curated record. Lineage: Eukaryota; Viridiplantae; Streptophyta; Magnoliopsida; Rosales; Rosaceae. Gene Ontology annotation, molecular function: protein kinase activity; ATP binding. Gene Ontology annotation, biological process: signal transduction; protein phosphorylation. The transcript has a single exon. The coding region runs from base 148 to 1200 and encodes 350 amino acids.